Cercopithifilaria johnstoni is the source of this 423-nucleotide messenger RNA. The record is from the annotation of a GenBank genome assembly. Lineage: Eukaryota; Metazoa; Nematoda; Chromadorea; Rhabditida; Onchocercidae.
AUGUUUCGAAGAGGUCGCUGUGCGAAAUGCGCUCAACCAUUUGUUAAUGAGGAAGCUAUCUUGGUUUGCGGACAAUUAUAUCAUGUAAAUCACUUAUGCUGUAACUAUUGCAAUAUAAGGAUAUCUUACAUCGAGGAAAGCUUCAUCAUUGGUGGUAUCAAAGUUGCCUGCACUCGUUGCUUUCACAAACUCAGCCCUAAAUGUUAUGUGUGCAAAAAGUCUGCUGUCAACGAAUAUGUCAUAAAUGGUGGUCGCUUAUAUCAUCCCAAUUGCUUUAAAUGUGUCCGAUGUCAUCGUAUUCUGGACGUGGAAUAUUUUGAAGAUGAAGAUGGUCGUCCAUUAGACAGAGACUGCCUUUGGGGAGAAGUGCUUAUGGAUCACAUUAUUCGUGAUAUUGAUAACAUCGUUCCUUCUGAAUACUGA